This is a messenger RNA of Enterobius vermicularis (human pinworm), 1461 nucleotides long. The record is from the annotation of a GenBank genome assembly. NCBI's taxonomy places the organism in Eukaryota, Metazoa, Nematoda, Chromadorea, Rhabditida, Oxyuridae.
AUGAUUUCACCAAACCGUAUUAACGAAGGGAAGGACAAAGUUCUUGGAAUUUUUUCGCUAUUCACUGAAGAAGAAUUAAUGGACAUUUUCGCACUUGAGGAAGACUGUUUAGAACGUUGCCUACUGUACUGGGGGUGCAUAACACAAGACUCAUCCUGCUGUUUCAAAGGCAUUGACGACCUCGUUGUGCGCGUGAGUGCAGUAAGGACAAGGCAUAAAAAUCUGGAAAUAAAGGGUCUGUUUUAUGUUUGGUUGGAAGUGCAAACACUUUUUGAGUCGAUAUCAAAAUCGAGGAAAACGCUUAUUACUGCUGGUCGUGAUGAAAGGACUUUCACGAUCACAUCGAAAAAAAAUGCUUUUUUGGAGGCCCGUGAACUCGAUUCGGACGGUGUUUCUUCACCUUCUGUUUCGACAGAGUCCUUGGAUAAACAGCAAACCGCUGUAAAAAGUAAAAAAGCGCUUUAUCAAAGCGUUUUGGAAGCAGCAAAGCGGAAACCUAGACACUUAAUUUCGCGGCCUUUUAAGAGCUCGAAGAAGUUUAUUAAGCGAGCUGGUAAAGCAUCUGAUAGUUCAGACGAAUGCCAUGAAAAAAAGAAACGUUUUUCAUUUACAACGGCAUCUGAACGUGACCAUUUUUUGGAGGAUGUUGCUGAUGUGCCAAAAAAACUUGAGGGAUACACGGCUGAAGGCGAAACUUUUUGUGGUGCUUUGAAUUUAAGCUAUUUAUUGGAACAUUUAGGCUGCACGUUUGUCACGGAGAAAAAGGAUUUUCCACAGUUUGAAGUGACAGAAAAUAAUGUUGAAAUGGUUAACGGUAGACGAAGUUUUAAAGCAGAUGUUCGUUUUUUGUCUACUGUGAAAACAGAGGCAUAUUGCUUCUGUUCGUCGGAAUGUUUGAAAAUAUUUAUAUUGCCAUUAUAUGAUUCCACUUCCAAUAGAGGGUUUGUUCUGCCUACUGCACGAAAUUAUGAGGAAUUUGGGAUCACUAAUUUACUGAGGAAUAAGACGUUUCCGGCAAAACUUAUAGCUUCCAAAGAUAGAAAUUUGCUUGCAUCCUUCGUAGGCGGUGUUAAAAUAGGCAAUUUUCAUAAUGACUGGAGAACUAAGGCUGAGGAAUGUAUUUGCGAUUAUUUUGGGAUCCUCCACUUCCGUCUUGAUUUGCCAGCAAAGGAGCUCGAAAGGAACAGCAAGGAGUUUGCGGAAACGAAGUUAGCCUUUAGGUCUGCUAUUUCUUAUCACUGGAAGUGUCUUGUUGACGAUCAGUACGACCCUGUCUCUCACUCUGGAAGAACGACAUCAUUGUCUAAUCCUGCUCCCAUUCGUAAGAAGUGUUCUUGGAAGAGUUGUGAGGAUUACGCUUUUCAUUUUGUCCAGGAAAGAAUAUCUCGAGAUUUUCGCUUGAUGCGCCCCUUUUACGAAGAGAUUGAGGAAGGAUUAGUUCUCUCCGGAAUCGAGUCGUAG